Molecule: messenger RNA, 1336 nt
Organism: Vigna umbellata (rice bean)
Lineage: Eukaryota; Viridiplantae; Streptophyta; Magnoliopsida; Fabales; Fabaceae
Source: RefSeq, a predicted model, not a curated record
CAGGGUUAGAGGUUCUGGAGUGUUCAUGAGAUCCUCUUUUGCUCUUCACCUUUCACUCCACGGAAUCAAAAGCAAGUGCUGAGUUCCGUGUUCCUAUUCACAAAAACAUGUAGAGCACCAAACCCAACUUGCCAUCAAAGUUUAAUAAUAUAUUUUAUAUAUAUUAUACCAUUUGCUUGACAGUAGUAUUAAUAUUGCUGUUGUGGUGUGAUUUUGGUGUCUCUUUUUUAAUGUUAUGGUUGUACGGAGUUCGUGUGUUAGUUCAAUUCGUCGACAAGAAACCUUGGUUUGAUAAUUGAUUGGUUCUGUGGAGAGUUUUCCUUUGGUGUGGUUGGUUUGUAGGAAGUUUGGUUUGUUGGUGGCGGUGGGAAUAGCAAUGGCUAAUGAAGGAAACAAAAGCAAUGACUUCUAUACGAUCUUGGGGUUGAACAAGGAGUGCACUGAAUUGGAGCUAAAGAAGGCAUAUAAGAAACUUGCAAAGAAGUGGCACCCGGAUCGUUGUGCUGCAUCUGGGAAUUCAGAGUUAGUGGAACAAGCUAAGAAGAAAUUCCAGGAAAUUGGGGAAGCCUAUUCUGUUUUAUCUGACGCCAACAAAAGGCUAAUGUACGACGUUGGUGUCUACGAUAGUGAUGACGACGAAAACGGCAUGGGGGACUUUUUGGACGAAAUGUUAACAAUGAUGAGUCAGACCAAAUCAAAUGAAAAUGGAGAGGAGAGCUUUGAGGAGUUGCAUCAGUUGUUUGAAGACAUGUUUCAAGCUGAUAUUGGAUUGGAUGGAAGCCCCUCUCUUUCUUCUGCCGAUUGCUCUAAUUCAUCUGCUUACAUGACUUACAGUGAAAGUUCUAGUUCAAAUAAACGCAAUUCCACUGAGAUGAAAUUUGGGAAGGCAGAGGACUCCUCUGUCUUUGAUACCAGUUACCAGAAUUUCUGUUUUGGGGUCGGUCAUGUAAACUAUCAUUACCAAUGAGUGAGGAUACAAAACAAUGAAGUAUGUGAGGUAUGUGAAGAUGACAGGUGAACCUACUCCAAGAUAUAGAGGAAGAAAAGGAGAGAAUUCCAGAAGGAGGAGGUAGAAAUGGCAGAAAGCAAAAAAUAUCCUAUGAACAUGAUGUUUAAUCUGAUGAUAGCUACCAAUGAAGUUGUAGAAUUCAAAAUUUAUGAGAGAAAAGGAUUAAGGAAGAGCAUAGUUUAUACAGAAUUAGUUCAAGUACUAGGCCAUUGUGACUUCCUGCCAUGCCAUGCAAAGAGCAUGGUAGUGGAAUCUUCAAUCUCUUGCAAGUGUUUGAUUUUCAGAUAUUUAGUUCAAAAGUGCAGUAAUAACCAUUGUUGAUGCUCA